Racocetra persica is the source of this 468-nucleotide messenger RNA. Lineage: Eukaryota; Fungi; Glomeromycota; Glomeromycetes; Diversisporales; Gigasporaceae. The record is from the annotation of a GenBank genome assembly.
AUGAAAGUUAAAGAAAAGUGGGUUGGAGUUUAUACAAGCAGAAUAAUGCACCUUAGUGCUACAACAACACAAUAUGAUAAAAGUGCACAUUCGGCUAUAAAAUAUGCUAUUGAGACUUCAGAAAUAGUACCUAAAGUCAAACUUUCUGAAAUAAAGAUUCCAGAACAAAUUAGAAAAAAAGGUCACUCUUCAGGUACUAAACAAUUACCAAUUGCAUUGGAAAAUAUGGAAGCUAAGAGAAAGAAAAAUAAAGUUGAUGUUGCACUUGCUAUUGCUAUUCAGGGAAAUGAAGAAAACUGGAAUCUUGUUAAAUUGGCCAUAAAUAAUAUUAGAGUCUCAGGCAUCACCAUGUUUAUCUUCACUUUGGUUUUUGUCACCAGAUUGUUACAAUUGGCUGCUGAUACUUUUUCCAUUCCUAUUGCCAUCUUUUAUGAAAAGGAUAAACAGUAUGCAAUGUUUUCCUGUUAG